AAUGUCAUGUAGGAUAUUUUGGUUUUGCAUGUGAAAUUCCCUGUCGCUACCCAAACUUUGGAGACAAUUGCCAGUUAGGGUGUCGAUGUAACGAGGAAUUUUGUGAUCAUGUAAAUGGAUGUCAAGAAUGUCCACCUGGUUUCCGAGGAAAAACAUGUCAACAAAAUUGCUCGUAUCCAUAUUUUGGUGUAAAUUGCAAGUCAAAAUGUAACUGCAGAAAAGAGGAGUGUAAUUAUGUUACUGGUUGUGAAAAAUGUCCACCUGGUUUCCAAGGAAAGGCAUGUCAACAAAAUUGCUCAUAUCCAUACUAUGGUGAAAAAUGCCAGUCAAAAUGUGACUGCAGAAAAGAGGAGUGUAAUUAUGUUACUGGUUGUGAAAAGACAGGAGAGCAUAAAGGAAAAGAAAACAACUUUUUGAUAGAUGUUUUUUCACAGGGUGUCCACAGAGUUCCAGAGGAAUGCAUAUAUUUCAUAUCAGGCUGUGACGUAGGUUAUUUCGGUCUAAGAUGCGAAUUGCAAUGUCGCUACCCAAACUAUGGUUCAGAGUGUCAGUCAGAGUGUAAAUGUAACAAGCUAUACUGUGAUCACGUGAGCGGAUGUUUUGGUAAAACUUAUUUAUUCCAUACAGACUGUAUGAUUUGUGUUAAAACUCUUAUAAUCUGUGGACAAAAAUAUGGAUGA
This is a messenger RNA of Saccostrea cuccullata (small rock oyster), 680 nucleotides long. Its product is annotated as multiple epidermal growth factor-like domains protein 11. The record is from RefSeq and is a predicted model, not a curated record. The transcript has 5 exons. The annotation marks the transcript as partial. Gene Ontology annotation, molecular function: scavenger receptor activity. Lineage: Eukaryota; Metazoa; Mollusca; Bivalvia; Ostreida; Ostreidae.